AGCAGUCGCUGUAAACACAGCGUUUAUCCGAAGGUUAAAGUGUCUUCAGAUGCUACAGAGAAAAUGUCUAAAAACACUAAAACAGUGCUGAUUUUCGGAGGCUUCAUUACGGCGGUGGCUGCUGCAUUUUAUCCCAUCUUCGUCUAUCCUCUGAUGCACAAAGAAGAGUACAGACAAAUCCAAAAGGUGAACCGGGCAGGAAUCAACCAGGCAGACGUGCAGCCCGUGGGUCUGAAGAUCUGGUCUGACCCGUUUAAGCCCGUGGACAAGUGAUGACCGUUGUGAGCCGGGCUUUACUCCAGAAGUCCUGGAUGCAGAUGAAUGAUGGAUGUCUUUGUGACGAGUGUUUGGUGUGUGCUUGAGUGAAUUGUGUCAAUAAAGUGUUUUUAUUUGUUCUAUUUUUCAUCCUAAAUAAAAUCUAAAGAGCUAA
Nematolebias whitei (Rio pearlfish) is the source of this 430-nucleotide messenger RNA. It is a transcript of the gene smim20, whose product is annotated as small integral membrane protein 20. NCBI's taxonomy places the organism in Eukaryota, Metazoa, Chordata, Actinopteri, Cyprinodontiformes, Rivulidae. Gene Ontology annotation, biological process: mitochondrial respiratory chain complex IV assembly. Bases 64 to 273 code for a protein of 69 amino acids. Gene Ontology annotation, cellular component: mitochondrial inner membrane. The transcript has 3 exons. The record is from RefSeq and is a predicted model, not a curated record.